AUGAUAAGGUGCAUCACCCGCAUCUCGAACCCAAUGCGCCGAAUACCGCGCCCCUCGCGGGCAAUUGAUCCCUCACAUCCCCUCUCCGCUUGCAUACGGCAAAGAGCCUCGCCAUUGCCCUGCCGCCCCGCCCCGUCGCCCUGCACCCAUCUCCGCACCCCAUCCGCCGCCUUCUCCACAACCGCACCCCAAGCCUUCCUGCUACCGGGCAAACAGGACAAGAGAAAGCACCAGCAGUUCGUGCGAAGAUGGCAGAAGCGUCUCCUUGGCGACUCGGAGCCUAUUGGUGCACACGUCGACCCUUAUGAUCCCACAUCACCGGUCCGCAUAGCGCCUGAAGACCAGGGCGAAUACGAAGAGGUCCUUGACGAGGAAGCCUCAAGAUUCCCCCAAUACAAGCCUGCGAAGUAUCUACGCGGCCUGCAUCGGGUCGGUGGCGAGGAAUGGCUGCAGGAAAAGGUCGAAAAGGACUUGGCUAAGGAAUUUGAGAAACUUACGCUACGGACGUACACGCCACUGACACUGGACAUGGCCAAUGAGAUCGAAGAGCUCACGGGCACUCCGUACACUUUGAAGGACGAGAACCUGCUUAUGGCGCAAACUGUACACGAGAAGACCAAGCGCCCAUAUACCGACUACAACUUUGGCCUCCACGCCAAAGCUACCCGGAUUACCGAUAUGCGUGCCAGUUUCACACAAGCUGUCGCCGAGAUUUAUGCCCUGAAGCAGGCUGGUUUAGAUAUGGACCUAUCCAAGUUUGCCAACCGAGGUGUUUACGAUCGGCCACGCUGGGUCAAGGACAUCAAGUUAGUCAAGACAGAAAGCGGUGAGCUUGCUCUUGCCUUCCCCCAGCACAAGAGCUUGGAAGAUCUCUUGGAGACGAUGCAAACGGCACCCGCUUGGGAGGCUGAGCCAGAGGUAUCGGACGAGCUGCUCGUUGAAGAGGUCGUUGAGGAACUUGAGGAUGCCGGCCUUGCACAGGAGCAAGUACAGACCAUGGACCCCGACACACCAGCACACAAGAAAGCAGCAGUGGUCAAGAUGGAUGGCGAGAACAAGCCGUUUGACUUCAUGUCGAACCGCCCCGUCCCUCGCGCCAAGCCAGUUGAAGCGCCCGUCAAGGAGGCAAUUGUUGAGGAAGUGGUCGUUCAAGAAACUACGCCACCUCAAGUUGCUCAAGACGUACCCCAAACCGAGCUUGUUGACCAUGCAGCCGACCCGGAGCCCGUUAACCAAAUCGCUCCAGCUGCAGCGAGCGAGUCGCGACAUGCUAUCCUCGAAGAGAGAGCGAAGCGUUUGGCGGCUGACUUUGCGGCUCUAAAAACCUCAGUUCAGCAGAGCAGCAGAGAUUCGUCUGCUAUCAAGCCCGAAGAGACGAAAUGGCGGCACGUUCCCGUCACUGACAUCAACGUCAAGUUCGCUGUACGUGUAUCGACCCUUUUUAUUUUACCUUUGCUGACUUAUGUAGCUUUACAAACGCCUUUACCAACUUACCGGCUGCCGCAUCUCCGAUCCACACCUCUCUUCCGCGAACACCCUAGGCGAUCUAUACAAUCAUGUAUUAGAGGCCGCCAAACCCCAGCCUACCAGUCUCUUCAGCGCUAUGCAUGUAGAAGGGCAGAAGGCACGUCAGCGAGCGAAGCAGCAGGCCACAUCUGA
Molecule: messenger RNA, 1659 nt
Organism: Alternaria infectoria
Lineage: Eukaryota; Fungi; Ascomycota; Dothideomycetes; Pleosporales; Pleosporaceae
Exons: 2
Coding region: 1-1659 (552 amino acids)
Source: RefSeq, a predicted model, not a curated record